Molecule: messenger RNA, 1219 nt
Organism: Rosa chinensis
Lineage: Eukaryota; Viridiplantae; Streptophyta; Magnoliopsida; Rosales; Rosaceae
Exons: 4
Coding region: 198-953 (251 amino acids)
Cellular component (GO): mitochondrial matrix
Source: RefSeq, a predicted model, not a curated record
ACUUCAUUUGUUCAUGACACUUUUGGUCCCUACAGGAGUGUUGAGGAAUUGUGGGAUGGCGAAAUCUAGGAAGUCAGCCAGUGCACAUAUUCUUCAACUGAAUUGGAUUUUUAUGGGUCCAAUAUCACUGACUCCAAACCUCUGUAAAACCCUAAGCAAAGCUCGAAGUCUGAAACGCAGCUACUCCUAAAACCCUGAUGGCUUUGUUCUCGUCGAUGCUUCGCAGGCCAUCCUACUCCUUAUUCUCCUUCGUGCUCCGCACCGUCGGUUCUGCAACAACCUUUCACAGCCGAUUCUCCACCGUCCCCAAUUUCGGCGGUGAGAUCACCCGAGAAUGCUCUGUUCCAUUUCGGCAUUUCUCCGCCGCUACCGCCACCGCCAUGAAACCGGCCACCGACGAAAGGGUAGUCGGAGCUCUCGAGUCUGAGAUCAAGGUCGCCGAAGAGGACAUAGAAAAUUAUAAGGUGGGUGAGGUUGCAGAUGGGUUUCCUUUUGAAAUAGUAGACAAUGCUGGAGAGCAGACCAUAAUGCUCAGAAGAGAAUUCGAUGGAGAAAUCAUCAAAGUGGCGGUCGAUAUUCCUAAUGUUUCUUCCACCGAAGACAAUGAUGAUGAGGAGGAGAAUGAAGACACUGGGAUUCCAAUGGUUGUGAGUGUUUCGAAAGGAAAUGAGCAGGAGCUGGAGUUUGGGCUCACUGCCUUUUCUGAUGAGAUUUGCGUCGAUAGCUUGUCGAUGAGGCAGCCAGAGGAUUCUGAAGGAUCGAAACGGAUUGCAUAUGAAGGGCCUAAUUUUAGUGACUUGGAUGAGAGCUUCCAGAAGGCCUUGCAGAAAUAUCUGGAGGUUCGAGGGAUCAAGUCGAGCAUAACUAAGUUCUUGCAGGAGUAUAUGAGGAACAAAGACUUCAGAGAGUACUUGAUGUGGUUGAAGAACCUAAAAGGUUUUAUUGAGCAGUGAUUGUUGCUUUCACGUGUUGGAGCAGUGAUUGUUGCUUUCACGUGUUGGAUAGAGGGUAGUAGGAUUGCAAAUCAAUUCAGAAGGAUGAACAAGAUAGGAAUAGUAGAUUGCAACCAAUGAACCAGUGUCGAGGCAGUUUUGAUCAUGUGAGUCCCUUUGUACACUUAAAAAACAGGGGACAUAUUUAUAACUUGGAAAUGGUUUUUAUUAAUGGAUGGUGUUUCCCCUCUUUUAAGACUCAAAUAAUAAUUAGUUUUCCUUGAUAA